Kwoniella shivajii is the source of this 573-nucleotide messenger RNA. RefSeq lists its product as uncharacterized. The transcript has 3 exons. The coding region runs from base 1 to 573 and encodes 190 amino acids. The record is from RefSeq and is a predicted model, not a curated record. Gene Ontology annotation, biological process: translation. Gene Ontology annotation, molecular function: RNA binding; structural constituent of ribosome. Lineage: Eukaryota; Fungi; Basidiomycota; Tremellomycetes; Tremellales; Cryptococcaceae. Gene Ontology annotation, cellular component: ribosome; small ribosomal subunit; mitochondrion.
AUGCAUUUACUAGGACAUAAUCUUCCCGAUCACAAACCCUUGAAAAUCGCUCUAUUGACGUUUUACGGAUUAUCACAUCAAUUAUCAUCGAGGUUAUUAGCUAGAUUAUCUAUACAUUCCGAAGCUUUGGUAUCUGAUUUAACUGAACCUCAAUUAACUUCAUUAUCAGCAUAUCUAUCUUCUCCCUCUACGACUUCAAAACCCAGUGAUUCACCUAUAUCUCUGUCUCCUCCAGGAGGCAAAUCCCUCCUUUCCCCGGGGAACAAAUCGAUUUUCGGUAACCUCAAUAACAUAAAUCGCAUUGGUAAAGGUAACGGCAACGGUAGUAAAGCGAAUGCGAAUGUCAAGGGGAAGGGAAAAGAACAAGUGAAAGAAGAUCCACUAGAUGAAUUGAAAAUUGAGACUGAAGCUAGAAGAAGCAUGCAAGGUGAUAUCGCUCAUCUAAGAACCGUUGGUACUUAUCGUGGGAAAAGACACGCAGCAGGAUAUCCCGUCAGAGGUCAAAGAACCCAAACAAACGCUUCUACAGCGAAGAAGCAUAAUCGAGUGGAAAGAAGGGGAUUCGCAUCGUGA